GAGGGGGGAGGGUAAACACACCAGAGCAGACUGAGUUCAAACAGGAUUGAGGGAGGGGGGCGUCUAAGAAAGCAGUGAGAGAAGAAGAGGGGAGGUUAUGGCAGAAAGAAAUUCUUUGACAACCGCAGAUUUGGAACAACACAUCUGCUAAGACUGGAGGAGUUGCACAAUUCUGCAGGCAGAUUGCUUGAAGAAAACAGGCAGGACUCUGCAGCCGGAGGGGGUGGCUUACCACCGAGUCCCUCCUUUCUCUUGAAAUGGCUUGGAAAUGAAAACAGGACAGCCUUAUUCCUCUUAUCCGAGGAGGCACAUGCAGCCGCUGACCAGGGGUUUGGACUUCAUUUGUGGCUGAACAUGCUGGAGAGGAUUUAAAAGGGUGGGGGAGAUUUGGAUUUAUGCUGAAGCUGGAUGAGAUACUGAAGCUGGGAGCUUGGAACUGGGGUGUGAUGCUCCUCAUCACCACAGAGCAGAGCUGAUUGCCCUGUAGUGCCUGUAGUGGAGAGAGGCUGCUGUAUUUGUUGUGUUCACACCCUUUUUUUCCCUACAACGUGGCUACUGUGUUUGCUAUGGUCCUGCCCCACCGCUCCAGCAUAAGCCACACACUGGGGAGGAGGAACAGCAUGGGAGGUUAAGAGAGGAGCUUUAAGCAUGGGAGCCAAACCAAUGAAAUGUCUAAGCUCAUCCAGCCCCACACACAGCCCCAAAGAGGAGUACAUCAUCGCCCAGUCUGAAGAUCAGCUGGAGAUUGUGAAGAACCAUACAGAGCAGCCACAGAGCCUGAAAGACGAUGCAGUGAAAUCCUCGGUAAAUGAGCCGACUCCAGGCCCAGAGAAUGCUGGAACAGGGGAGGGAAGCUCCUGGGAGGAGCAGCUGUGUGCUCAGCAGGAGCAGCUGGAGAAGGAGAUACAGGAGACCAGGAAGAUGGUCUCAAGGCUUCAGGCUUUGCUGCUUCACGGGUCACUGCCGGAAGAUGAGCAGGCAGCACCUCUGUUUGGAGACAGUGCGGUCAAUGCGGAGCAGCAGCUGAUAUUAAUCCGUAGUCGGCUUGAUCAGAGCAUGGAGGAGUCUCUGGAUCUGAAGAGGGAACUGCUGAGGUGCAAGCAGGAAGCACGCAACCUUCAGGCUGUAAAGGACGCCCUGCAGCAGCGAAUGUCGGUACAGGAGGACUCAGUGCUGCAGCUAAAACAGGAGCUGCUCAGAUCCAGCAUGGCCAGAGAGGAACUAGCAGGACAGAAUGUGGAACUGCAGAGGAAGCUGAGCGAUCGAGACAAAUUGCUGGCUGAAUACAAAAAAGAAAUUGCACAGAAAGACAGACAGAUUCUUCAGCAGCAGGCUAAACUGGACGAGUCACUUCGAAAACUGAAUGAAAGCGGCCAUCCAAGGCUGACUGGUCAUGAGAAUAAUGGCUACAGUCAUAUGAUGGAGACGUCUUCACCCUUUCCACAUGGAAUUAGUGAUGAACUACAGCUGGUGAGAGACGCCCUUCGCAGUCUGAGGAACAGUUUCAGUGGUCACGACCCUCAGCAUCACACACUGGACUCGCUGGAGCAGGGUGUGGGCAGCCUGAUGGACCGCCUCCACACCACUGACUCUAAGAAGAGGCCGGACAGAAAGGGCCCAACCAAAUCUCCAGGACGACGAGCCAAUCACACGGAUCGAGAAUCAUGGCCAUCUAGUUCCAAGAUUGCUCACUCUCACAGCAGCCCCGUCCUCAGCACAUCAGCCUCAACCAAAGUACUCUACUUCACUGAUCGUUCCCUCACACCUUUCCUCAUAAACAUCCCCAAAAGACUUGGGGAGGUCACACUGCAGGAUUUUAAGGCAGCCGUGGACAGACAUGGCAAUUUCAGAUAUCACUUCAAGUCUCUAGAUCCAGAGUUUGGAACAGUGAAGGAAGAGGUGUUCCAAGAUGAGGCUAUAAUACCUGGAUGGGAAGGGAAGAUUGUUGCUUGGGUGGAGGAAGACCACGGCGAGGGAAGGUAACUGAAGUCUGAAGAGCAUUCACACUGAUCUGGGGACUGAAAUCAAUUACAGAUGUCCAUGUUCUACAUAUGUAUACCUCAGCAACCUCAAAGAGUCUCAAAGUACCAUGCCAUCUCAUAUCAUUCCAGUUCAGGGUUACAGUACGUUCACUUUUUUUGUGUAAGAAGAGAUUCUAAGACCUGUUUACACAAAAUAAUGCUUGACGUUUGCGUUGACUGUAUUUGGUACAAUCUGUAUGUUCUUUUCUGUAAGAGAAAGCUUUAUAUGGUGUCUAGAAAAAAAUGUGUUUUACAAACCAAUUCUGUAUAUUUAAGAGAUGAAAUAUUACUGUAUAGUGUCAAGAUAUGAGUCUAUUAGUUGCCAAAACACUAGUAUAGAACAUAUCACACGUAGAAUAUCGCCAUGCGUGUUUCUGCUCAUGGCUCACAUUGUCCUGCUGGAUUAUUGUUAAUGAUUUUAGUUAAAGAUUUUUCAUCUAAAACUUUUGCAAGUGAUUCCAUAGACAGACACGUCUGCUGUCAUUUGAACCCAGAUUCUGGGAGAGAUGGGACCACUUUAUUUGUAAAGUUUGUAUUAUUUAAAUUUUAAAAAGCGCUUUUUGAGAAUUCAGCACUUUCCUGUAUGUCUGCAUGUAUAAUCAAAGUGGGUAUUGUUCAAAAAAUCAAAUGCAUCCAGUAUUUGUUCAAUUUUUAGUAAACAUGAUUUCCACAACUUGA
Messenger RNA from Astyanax mexicanus (Mexican tetra), 2699 nucleotides. It is a transcript of the gene dixdc1a, whose product is annotated as DIX domain containing 1a. NCBI's taxonomy places the organism in Eukaryota, Metazoa, Chordata, Actinopteri, Characiformes, Acestrorhamphidae. Bases 649 to 1983 code for a protein of 444 amino acids. Gene Ontology annotation, biological process: canonical Wnt signaling pathway. Gene Ontology annotation, cellular component: cytosol. The record is from RefSeq and is a predicted model, not a curated record. The transcript has 15 exons.